Arabis nemorensis is the source of this 474-nucleotide messenger RNA. NCBI's taxonomy places the organism in Eukaryota, Viridiplantae, Streptophyta, Magnoliopsida, Brassicales, Brassicaceae. The record is from the annotation of a GenBank genome assembly.
AUGACACCUCGCGAUGUUAUCAAGACCUUGUUGACUAACCAUUUCUCUUCAUGUGGAGAGAUCGUGGAUCUUACUAUCCGUGCUCCCACCCUGGCUUCUUCCUGGAGUUCGGGUUGUGAAUUUAACGCGCACCUUUUUAUUGUGGGAGAAGGCGCGGAAGAGAAGGCGUUGCAACUUAAUGCAAGUGUCAUGGGAGGACGCAAACUAGCUAUCCCAACGCUGAGAAGGAGAAGUCGUGGCGCGAAAGGAAGGAUGAGAGGAUUCAACAACUACAACAACGUAAGAAGGCACCCAAAUCCGCAGAAGCUACUACCUCUAAAGCCCCAAGGAGUAAUUCCUUCCAAGCCAAAGUACAAGAGAUUCACUAGGAGGGGCGAGGAAACAGUGGAAGGCGUGGCUGAAGCCGCGGACCAACUCUCUAGGAUAGCAAGGGACUUUAAUUAUAUAACCUUUUCCUUCACUUUAUUCUCUUAA